This is a messenger RNA of Triticum urartu, 1879 nucleotides long. The record is from RefSeq and is a predicted model, not a curated record. NCBI's taxonomy places the organism in Eukaryota, Viridiplantae, Streptophyta, Magnoliopsida, Poales, Poaceae.
UCCUUUCUCGAAGUCUCUGGUCAAGGCAACAUAAACAGUUUCCAAAUCCCAAUCCGUCGUCUCGUCCUCAGCCGGCCUUGAGCGAGCCGCUCCGCCCCGCCGUAGGGCGUCACUGACCGGAGCUCCUACCAACCACUGCGGCAAUCCCAUACCGCACCGUUGGCCACGUAGGCUCAUUGAUUGAGGUGGCUGAUUGUUUCAGAUCGUCUCGCUCAAUUGCGAUCAGUUUCUUGAUUUGUUUUGCUACUGAGACUGGGUAGUCAAAUUCAGGGCAUUGUGUAUAUUCUGUUGGCCUGUCUUUGAGGAUGGCUGAAGCAUGCCCUGAUAGUCGGCGAUGCCUACCUCCUUGGAUGAUGAAACCCUGCACGAGUAAUGAGGUGUCAAAGACUGAGCAUCGGAAUAAGCAGUCGGCAGAAUCUGAUAAGGGGUCAGGGGCUCUAUAUCAGGCUAAGCCCACCAGAAGGCAGAAAAAAAUUGUGGAUCCAGAGGAUGCCGGUGGGCUGAAGGCGUUGCAGCGAUGCCAGGGUAAAGAGAAGCCCAGGAGAAAGAGCAAGGAUGCUGAUCGUGCUGUCACAGAUGAAUUUGACGAAAUCGAGAAAAUAACUUGUAAGAAUGAGAGGAAAGUUAGUGGAAGAGCUGCUCCGAAGAAUAGCAGGAAACGGAUGCUGGAGGAUGUGGGAUCAGAUGCAUCGUCAUCAGGAAUAACUGAUGAUGAGAUGGAGCUUAGUGCUGGCAAUUCCAGAGCUUUGCAACGAUGUCAGGGUAGAGAAAAGACCAGAAGAAAGCGUGACAGUGCUGAUUAUUCUGCCAAAGAUGAACUUGAAGAAAUUGAGAAAACAACUCGUAAGAAUGUCACAAAAGUGACUGGCAGAGCUGCUCCGAAGAAUAGCAAGAAACAAAAGCCGGAUAAUGUUGGAUCAGAAGCAUUAUCAUCAGGUACAACUGAUGAUGAGAUAGAGCUUACUGUGGAAGAUCUUGUGAGCAUAGCUGAAGAGAUUGUAAAUGCUGAUAAAGAGAAGCUACAAGAUAUACGGACCACAAAGACAUCCCGCUAUGAAGAGCGUCCUCCACGGCCUCCAGUGUCUACUCCUACUGAUACAGGAGGAUCAGUAUCAAGCACUUGGUCAACAAAGGGGUUGAUGCAGUGCACGGCAGCUACUACCACAGAUGAAACUCCAAGCGAGUGCAGAGUAGACAAGAACAAGAGACAUGAAGAACCAGAGUGUCCACCACGUAUCAAAAUGACCGGUGAUGUUGCUGAGGAUAUGAUGAACAUAUUGCUCGGACCCCUGUGGAAUAGUGAGCCUGCAGCCUAUGAAAAUAAACCCGAGGCUGUGGUACCAAGGACCGUGAACGUGAAUCUUGCGCCGCAGCGGAAAAACGACUGGCAGAAGACUGUAGCACAAGUGCAGGGGGCACCUGUGGCGAAAAAGAAGAGCAGCCUGAAAGAUAUGGUGGCCUUUUUUCUUGACUAGAGCAAAGUUGAAGUGCUGAAGUGCAUACGCUAGCAGCCUGGGAGCAUUGUUAUGCCGAUUAGCUGGUUCCACGCAUGUGCAUGGCCUGUAACUAUUGUCCUGCGGCGUUUUAGUCCACGUGUAAAUUAUAUUGUUUUGGUAGGAUAACAAGUCGCUUUUCUUUUCCUUUUGGGGGGAGAAUAAUGUUGGUCAUUUGUAUAGUACUCCCUCUGUCCCGGAAUAUAAGAACGUUUUUGACACCAUGCUAGUGUUAAAAACGUUCUUAUAUUUUGGGACGGAGGGAGUAGUAAUGUUCUUGCCUUCAAGUUGAAGAUGUUUGGUACUGCCUGUGAUGUCAUUGUCAUCUUACCUUUGAUGAUCUUGACUGUGUUUAGGUUCAGGUAAAGAACCACAGGUUUAGCUUC